Messenger RNA from Plasmodium coatneyi, 1911 nucleotides. RefSeq lists its product as uncharacterized. The record is from RefSeq and is a predicted model, not a curated record. NCBI's taxonomy places the organism in Eukaryota, Apicomplexa, Aconoidasida, Haemosporida, Plasmodiidae. The transcript is spliced from 2 exons. The coding region runs from base 1 to 1911 and encodes 636 amino acids.
AUGCAUUACCAAAAAGAAAUAGUAAAAUGGAUUGAACGGAAAAGCAAACUUAAGAAGGGGAAGCGCAGCGGUAGGUACGCGUUGCUUCGCUUCAAAGAGGCAGUUAGGGAAUCCCUUUUUGGGGAACUCCUCUGUAAGGUCGGUUUGGAUGGAGGGGUCACCAUCCCCCCUGGACAGAAGUUAAUCGGUGCCACUGCACAUGGAACCGUUGAUGGGUCGCCCGAUUUUCUGGGUCCACGUAGAGACUUUCCAGUGAAGUGCUUACCAAAAGUGCACCUGCUAAAGAGAACCAUACAAAACUUCUACAACGUGCGUCACCUGCUCGGGCGCAACGACCCAGUCUAUGCGGAUCUGGCGUGGGUCUUCUCGCAGGAAUUACAAGGAAGGGAAGAAGAAACACUUCACCGUCUCGAGGAAGACAAACCAAAUACAUCACCUUCCUGUGAGCAUGUCCAGCGGGGUAACAAAUACAGGAUGGAUAUAGUAGACCUAAUGCACCUCUUCAUCUUCUACACUUCCAUUGAAUGGCACCGAUACAAUUUUUUAAUUAUAAUUUUAAGGUGCAUUAUCAGGACGGGAAGCAUGGCCAACACGAACCAGGAGACGUGUGUGAAGUUCCUAAAGUCGUGUGUUAAUUUGAGAAUAGAAAUAAUGAGAAUUUUGAAGGCACAAAAAGGGGGAUCCAUUUUUAAGCUACAAAAGGAUGCCACCCAUUGGGGUAAGAUUGCCCAUGUUAGGUUAAUACGAAACGGAGUUCCUUCUAUUCGUGUUCCACCUUGUCAUGUGAGACGACUCAGUGGGAGGAAUUCACCAAAGGGACUGCACAAUAAGAUCACGUUAUCGAGGAAGGGGAAAAACGCACUCAGAUCACUAACCCCAUGUGGGAGGAAAAACCACCACUUUCAGAACAGGUACUCCAAAUGGAUGAGAAGAAAACUCAAGUUACAAAUGGAGGUUUGCAAUAGGUUGAUGGAGGAAUGUGUUUACCUCCUUUUAGGAAGAGGGGGACAGCCGAACGAUGGAUACCUGAAGUACGUAAAGGAAUUACGUCGAGGGGGACUCUACCUAAACGGCAGUUACUCGUCAAAGUCGUUUACAGCCCAACUGGCGGAUUACGUAAAUGCGAAAUGUGAGUGUCUCCCACCGGAUGAGCUCCUAACGGCGGUGGACUACUUAACAAACGCGAGAAAUGAAACGAAAAGGGACAGACAGGUAGAUCCCAAAGUUGGGACAAUCAAACUGACCAGAGCAAUAACCCAAUUAAGUCAACACCUAUGCACUGCUAUUCAAAGAAAGACGAAUGAAUACACCGUGGGGGAAGUUUGCAAAGUCUUAUCCCUAUGCGCCAGGAACAAACAUUACGAUGAGAAUCUCCUGAAUGGGAUCACCACAUAUGUUGUGGAAAAUUUAGACCAAGUCAGCUCCAGAAGGUUAACCCGAUUGGCCAUAAAUAUACAUGACAAGCUGGGCUACACAGGGAAUGGAUUCCUGUUGGAGAUUUUCAAUCGGUACAGGCCGCCUCGUCGGAGGGGCGCAUCUCGGGGGGAUACCCGUUGGGGAAGGACUCAAAAACGGUCCAAGGGUAAAAUGCACACGAUACCGCAGGAGGGGAAUGCCAAACCUGAACCUGAACCCGAAGCGGUUCCCCGCAGAAACUUCCAAAGUGUAAAAAUCAGCCAACUCCUGCGGUUCCUGAAUUUACUCGUCAAAAACGACAUCCACCUGGAUGAGGAGUGGGCACACUACUUCCUCUCCUUGGUCAAAAGAAAAUUCACGCAUAUCAGCAGAGGGGACUUCCCCCUCCUUUGCUACGCAAUGCUGCACAUCCAGUCGGGGAAGAUCAUCCCCACAUUCUUCAACCCAUCCAGUAGAGGAAUGACCCAAGUGGACAAAACCUGGGACACGAGUUAA